Acanthosepion pharaonis is the source of this 2118-nucleotide messenger RNA. NCBI's taxonomy places the organism in Eukaryota, Metazoa, Mollusca, Cephalopoda, Sepiida, Sepiidae. The record is from the annotation of a GenBank genome assembly.
AUGUCACGAUAUCUAUUUAAAUAUCUGUAUAAAUGUUCAAAUGCACAAAGCGAAAGUUAUGUUUCUAUCUAUCUAUCUAUCUAUCUAUCUAUCUAUCUAUCUAUAAAAUUCCUAAAAGAAUUUGAAAAUGGAGAGCAGGAAUCGCUUGGAAUUGUUUUAAUGCUAAUAUUCCCUCUUCUUUGCUUGCAGAUCACAAAUAUGAAACGAACCGAUAGUACUUUCAACAAAAGAAGUGACGUAAUUGGAGAUGAUCUCUCUCUCUCUCUCUCUCUCUCUCUCUCUCUCACUGUCUCACUCCCUCUGUGUGUGUGUGUGUCUCUCUCUCUCUGUCUCCCUGUCUCUCUCCCUCUCUCUGUCUGCCUGUCUCUCUCCCUCUCUCUGUCUGCCUGUCUCUCUCCCUCUCUAUGUCUCUCUCCCUCUCUCUGUCUGCCUGUGUCUCUCCUUAUCUCUGUCUCUCUCCCUCUCUCUGUCUGCCUGUCUCUCAACUUAACUCUGUCUCUCUCCCUCUCUCUGUCUGUCUGUCUCACUCUCUCUGUCUGCCUGUCUCUCUCUCCCUCUCUAUGUCUCUCUCCCUCUCUCUCUCUCACUCUGUCUCUCUCUGCUUGUCUCUCUCCCUUUCUCUGUCUGCCUGUCUCUCUCCCUCUCUCUGUCUCUCUCCCUCUCUCUCUCUGUCUCUCUCUGCUUGUCUCUCUCCCUCUCUCUGUCUGCCUGUCUCUCUCCCUCUCUCUGUCUGUCUGUCUCUCCCUCACUCUAUCUGCCUGUCUCUCUCCCCUCCCUCUGUCUGCCUGUCUAUCUCCCUCUCUGUCUCUCUCCCUCACUCUAUCUGCCUGUCUCUCUCUCCCUCUCUCUGUCUGCCUGUCUCUCUCUCCUUCUCAUUAUCUGUCUGUCUCUCUCUCUGUCUGCUUGUCUCUCUCCCUCUCUCUGUCUGCCUGUCUCUUUCUCCCUCUCUCUGUCUGCCUGUCUCUCUCCCUCUCAAUGAAUUGUUCCAUUGACUCAAUGGUUCAGAGAAGGAUAGAAAAAAAAAUCAUAUUUCAAUGUUUCCCUUGUGUAAGUUCAUUGUUGUUCUGCCUUUUUUUAAUCCUCCCAUUUGUCCUUGAGUCAAUUUUUUUUAUUUUCUUUGACCGGUUGCCCAUUACUUUCUCUCUCUCUCUCUCUCUCUCUCUCUCUCUCUCUCUCUAUCUAUCUAUCUCGAGAGCCUUCCUACUUCUUUCGUCUUUCACGGAUGGCCUUGAGCUCAGCUGCUCGCUAUCUACGAAAAGCGCCGCUGCGCGGACUGAAAAGUUGGCUUCAGCGUCAUCAACCAUGUCCGCACGCCGCGCCAGCCUUUCAGUUGAAGAACGUUCACUUAAGAAUUCACAGGACGCAGUCCGCGUGGCUAGGUUGAGGGCUUCACAGUCCCCAGCACAGAAUACCACCGCCAAAGCUUGUUCCAGGGGUUUAGAAAGGCCCGAACAAACAACUUCACGUCGUCUUAGGAAUACUAGGGCUACAGCCGCCUCUAGAGCUUCGGAACAACCCCAAGAAACCGCUCAUCGUCGCUUUAGAAAUGCCCUAUCCACCGCAUCUGCCAGAACCUUAGAAAGCCCUGCACAGACCUCUGUUCAUCGCGUUAGAAAUGUCCGCUCUACUGCAUCUGAUAGAGUCCUAGAAAGCCCUGCACAAACCAUUGUUCAUCGCGUUAGAAAUGCCCGCUCUACUGCCGUUGUCAUCGGUGCAGACAGACGGCCUCACGGUGAGCAUGAGCGUUGCUUCAAUGCUCCUGCAUGUAAUGAAGUCGCUGCAGUCAUCCACGGUGAGGAGCAUAACAGCCGUGACAUUGUCAUAAGUUACCGGGGCGGUGGUCUGCACCGCAUCAGUGAAACCCACCGUUCAUACGACUGUCUCCAGUACCCCCUUCUUUUUCCAUACGGAAGCGAUGGGUACCACUUCAAAAUCCCAAUAUACCAGGCAAACAGUGAUUCCAUGUCGACCUCAAAGACGGUCUACUGUAGGGCUUACUACGCCUACAUUCGUAUCAUAUUUCUGCUAACAAUCCUGCGUAAUUCGUUCAUGAUUGGCUUCGGGGCUUCUCAGGAUCCAGGUCGUCAUCUGCUGCCCAUGUCUAUGCAUUUGGUUUGA